CGACGUUUAGGGUUCCGACGUCGGUUGUCACGUGACCAGAUACAAGUCGCGGCGGAGCGGUUUGUUUAUCCCCUUCGUGCCCCGGCUCCUCCAGUUCAAGUCGACCGACGAAAUGAGCGCGUGUCUGCUGGGCGAGGAGAGCUUCCGUCAGUGCUGUUGGCGCUUCCUUAAGCUGUCUGAUCGCUUGAGAGAUGGCUGGAGUUGGGAGCCCCUCCAGGGUUCGGAGGAGGGCUACAUGAGAAAGACCGCUCUCCGCUCGGUCUCCGUCAAUUCCGGGCCCACGUGGAAUCCUCACGGCUCUCGUUCCGACAAAGAGUCGCCCGCUUCUUGCCACUGCGUAUGUCGUCAACGAGAACAGGCCGCCGCAACCGAGCAAGCGGAUGUCGAUGGCACCCACGACGACUUGGAUCCCGGCUACGAUGACGGCGUCGUGUCUGGAGGCGGCAGUCGCGUGCUUCGGUUGGAGUACCACAUCCUGUAUUCCUGCAGCUACAUGGCGCCCGUGCUCUAUUUCCGAGCGUCCACUCUGGAGGGGAGGAGUCUUUCUCUGGACCAAGUGUGGUCUUGCGUCCAUCCGAGCUUCAGGUCGCGGCUUCAGCGCAGCCCGCUGACAACCAUCACGCAGCAGGAGCAUCCCCUGCUCGGUCAGCCUUUCUUCAUGCUCCAUCCCUGUAAAACGGAGGAAUUUAUGAGACCGGUCCUGCAGUUGGAAAGAGAGCAACAUGGGCAAAUGAACUACAUUUUGACAUGGCUGAGCGCGGUGGGCCCCCUGGUGGGUUUGGAUGUUCCCCUGAAGUACUCCACCCUGCAGCCUCCCGCUAGUCCACCCGAAGCCUGUCUUCAGCCCUCUUGACCAUCCGGACUGUGGAGGUCACUCAGAGCUGAAGCCACUGUGACGCGACAGCACAAUGCGCACUAAAAUGACCAUCCGUCAGCUGUCGCGGACCUCAAAAAGCAUCCAGAUGCAGGAAGUCUCGAGAGGAAAGCGGUUCUGCUUGGCAAACGUGUAAAAAGGUGGUGCGCUUUGAUGACCACUAGAUGGUGCUGUUUAUCAUUGAACAAAAAUGCCUGCACUCGUCAUGCGCCGCACAGGACCUGGAAUCGAUACCCGACUUUUUUUUUUUCCUCUUAAAUUAAGAAAGGACGAAAAUCCGACGCACCUUUUGAGCCCACGCGAACAUAAUCUUCACUUGUGGAUAGCCGAGCCUUCUUUUUUUUCUUUUUUUUUUUUUUCCUUUGUAGCAGCAUCCAAACGUCACAGAGAUGACUCGGGCACCUGGUGGUUUUGGGUUCCGAUAAGGCCCGUGGAAGGACUGCCAAGCUAUGCGGCUGUCACCAUCGGGGCCCAAAAUGUGACUUUGGGAAAUCCCGCGCACUGCGGCUGACGAUGUGCAAAACGCUUGGCAGAUCGAGACUCCCCUUUCCUCGUCUCGUCUCCCUCCUGGCCCAAAACACUCAACCCUCUUGCCACCGCGACACUUGCAGUCCGCAGUAGAAUUCAGGUGCCCAGUCUUCAUGAGUGACAAGUGAGGAUUAGAGUUUAAAGAGCUGCUUAAAUAGACACUGCACGUGGCUGUUCUUGUUUGUUUGUUGUCCAUCGGCGGCAUGCAUUUAAUGAGCUUGUUUGCAUCUCGAAAGUAAGCCGCGUGUGCGCCCCCCCGUUUUGCACACAAGGCAUCUGCCGUGGGUAUUCUGGGUAAGAAAACGGAUCUUGUGAUCAAGGUCACAUGAUGAAUUCCGCGUGUAGAAUGCUCGUUCACGUGGGUUUGAGGGUCGAGAACGUUUUUGGGUGGUCGACUCUUGGUGUAGGUGGGCCAUCAUUUUCCCACGCGCUUGUAUUUAGUGAGAAUCAACAUUUGUAGAUACUUAAGGUAUAUUUCUAUUUUAAUAUCUCGAUUUGAUUAUUUUGUGGUGCUCUUGUCCAUUCUGCUCAUUAAAAAAAUUGUUAGCAUG
Hippocampus comes (tiger tail seahorse) is the source of this 1953-nucleotide messenger RNA. RefSeq names its product ATG10 autophagy related 10 homolog (S. cerevisiae) (gene atg10). The transcript is spliced from 7 exons. Bases 113 to 853 code for a protein of 246 amino acids. Gene Ontology annotation, biological process: protein modification by small protein conjugation; autophagosome assembly; protein lipidation. Gene Ontology annotation, molecular function: Atg12 conjugating enzyme activity. Gene Ontology annotation, cellular component: cytosol. Lineage: Eukaryota; Metazoa; Chordata; Actinopteri; Syngnathiformes; Syngnathidae. The record is from RefSeq and is a predicted model, not a curated record.